GACGCAGCGUUCAUCACGGAUGUAAACACCGCUCGGUUCACGUGGAGCGAAAAGCGACGAUGGCAUCGAAGCUGGAGCGUUUUGUGAGCCCCGGGAAAGGUAACGGACUGCGGGCAACAGCCAGCAUCAGGAGGGGAGAGCUGCUGGUGUCCGCCGAGCCGCUGGCCUGCUGUGUGUCCAAGAAACUGAUCAGAGAGGUCUGCCACCACUGCUUCACACGACUUGAGACCUUGUUGAGGUGUUCCCAGUGCAAGACGGCUCGCUACUGCAGUAUCACUUGCCAGAAACAAGCUUGGUCUGUCCAUAAGAGAGAGUGUAAAUGUCUGCGCAGCCUCCUACCCAGAUUUCCCACUGACUCAGUCCGUCUAGCUGCAAGACUCAUCUUUGCCCUGUUGAGUCCAUCUAGCAGCAGCAGUGAGCAGCUCUACACUUUAGAUGAUCAUGAGUCACACCUGACUUCUAUGCCUGAGCAGAAGAAACAAGGUCUGUCUCAGCUGGCGUCCAUGUUAGAGCUGUACCUGCAUGAGGAAGUGCCUGAUCUAAAACAGGAAUCAAAAGUGCCUCCUUCCUGCCGAGAAGCCCUCAGCCUUGUUGCAAAGGUGGUUUGUAAUUGUUUCACCAUCACUGACGGGGAGCUACAGGAGAGUGGGGUUGGGCUGUAUCCAAGUUUAUCUCUGCUAAACCAUGACUGUAGGCCAAACUGCAUGAUGGUGUUUGAGGGAACGAAAGUGCGGCUCAGAGCUGUUCAGAAUAUCAGCCCUGGAGAGGAGCUCACGAUAAGUUACAUCGAGUCGUUGUUGCCGACUGAGGACCGACAGAGACAGUUGGAGGAUCAGUACCAUUUUACCUGCCACUGCCAGAGAUGUGACUCUCAAGACAAGGAUGGACUCAUGCUGUCAGGCGAAGAAGCAGCAUGGCGCCCACUGAAGGAAGCUCUGCCAAGACUGGAGGAACUGAAAGCAGAGUCCAAUUGGACAGCACUAGUAGAGCGCUGUAGUCAUCUGUUAUUAGCUGCUGGUGGUGAAGUUCCUGAUGAAAAUCUCUACAAGCUCAAAAUUACAGACAUGGCUUUAGAUGCUUCCAUUCACCUGCAGCGCUGGGAAGAAGCGAUGAGAUACGGGGUGAAGACGCUUCCAGUGUACAGACUGUACUACCCAGAUCCCCAUCCAGUUCAUGGGAUUCAGCUGAUGAGAGUAGGAAAGCUGCAGCACUACCUGGAGCACAUCGAGGAGGCUCUGGACACAUUCAAACAGGCCUAUGAAGUCCUAAAGCUCACCCACGGCGAUGAUCACCCCACGAUGGCCGACCUGAUGACGAGGAUGGAGGGAUGUCGUUGUGAGAUGGAUCAAAAAUCAGCCAGCAGACACUGAGACACACACUUUAGGAACUGCUUCAUGUAACUGAUUUCACUGUUUUAUAUAUUUUUUUCUACAAUGGAAUUAUAAGAUUUGAGAGAUUUGUAAUACAAUGACAAAUUGGAGGAAGAUUUAUCUGUCUCCAGUCUGACUUUUAAUUUUCUCAUGUACAGCAAUAUAUCGGUAAAAAAUUGCUAGAUGAAAUUGUUAUUACCAGUGCGACCUUUUUUAAAUGCUAAUUAUAUUACUUAAUUUUGUUGAAGCCGUUUUAAAAACAGAUUGGAAAAUGACUAAUGCAGUUGUUUCAACAACACCUCAGGCUCCUCAGAUGUGACAAAUUAAACUUUAUUUUUUA
Messenger RNA from Acanthochromis polyacanthus (spiny chromis), 1710 nucleotides. It is a transcript of the gene smyd3, whose product is annotated as SET and MYND domain containing 3. The coding region runs from base 60 to 1370 and encodes 436 amino acids. The transcript is spliced from 12 exons. The record is from RefSeq and is a predicted model, not a curated record. NCBI's taxonomy places the organism in Eukaryota, Metazoa, Chordata, Actinopteri, Pomacentridae. Gene Ontology annotation, cellular component: nucleus. Gene Ontology annotation, molecular function: protein binding.